Messenger RNA from Malus domestica (apple), 1249 nucleotides. Its product is annotated as urease accessory protein G. Gene Ontology annotation, molecular function: nickel cation binding; GTPase activity. Lineage: Eukaryota; Viridiplantae; Streptophyta; Magnoliopsida; Rosales; Rosaceae. The record is from RefSeq and is a predicted model, not a curated record.
UUCCCCAAACUGUGUGUACCCACCCAAACCAACCAGAUUCCCCAUCCUUUCUCCCUCCUCUCUUGACCCACAGGGGCACAGUAGAACUUCUGCAGACUGUAGUGAUCGAUGGCUGACCACCACCAUGAUCAUCAUGACCAUGACCAUGACCAUCAUCACCACCAUGAUCAUGAUCAUAGCCAUGGGAGUUCAGCUGCAACGAAUUCAUGGGUGGGCUCAGAUGGGAAGGUGUACCAUAGCCACGAUGGGUUGGCGCCACACUCACACGAACCCAUAUACUCCCCUGGCUACUUCAGCAGAAGAGCUCCACCUCUCCUCUCCAGGAAUUUCAAUGAAAGGGCUUUCACCAUUGGCAUUGGUGGACCUGUUGGUACUGGGAAAACUGCUUUGAUGCUCGCUCUGUGUACACUUUUGCGUGACAAGUACAGUCUUGCUGCAGUGACAAAUGAUAUAUUCACAAAAGAGGAUGGUGAGUUCUUGGUGAAGCAUGGAGCACUUCCCGAAGAAAGAAUACGUGCUGUGGAAACUGGGGGCUGCCCACAUGCUGCAAUUCGUGAAGACAUCAGUAUUAACCUUGGCCCUCUUGAGGAGCUUUCUAACUUGUACAAGACCGACAUACUGCUUUGUGAAUCAGGCGGAGAUAAUUUAGCCGCGAACUUCAGCAGGGAACUGGCCGACUAUAUUAUUUACAUUAUAGAUGUCUCUGCUGGUGAUAAAAUUCCACGAAAAGGUGGCCCUGGAAUCACUCAGGCUGACCUUCUGGUGAUAAACAAGACUGAUCUUGCAGCAGCGGUUGGAGCUGAUUUGGCAGUGAUGGAGCGUGAUGCACUUCGAAUGCGAGAUGGAGGGCCUUUUGUCUUUGCUCAGGUGAAGCACGGAAAAGGAGUAGAGGAAAUCGUGAACCACAUAUUACAGGCUUGGGAAGUAGCAACGGGGAAGAAGCGCCACUGAAUCCGUCUUCGAUGAGGUUCUGUGUCUUUUUUUUGUAUUUCCCUGCUACAUCUAAACCUCGACGAACAAAUGUCACUUGAAUUUUCGGUCUCUUUUCAUCGCACGUAGAUGUUUGACCCUUCGUUGCCUUCAUCUCUUCAGUCCAGUUAUAAAUGGAACAAGAAAGCUCCUUUGCUACCAUGUCUCUCAGUUGAACUGUAUGUCUUCAAGGCAGUCACUUUAUUGAGCUGUUUUUGUCUAAUAGGGGUGAUUUUCGGACUAAUCGGAUAAAUAAAACAAGGUUUCACAUUUCUCUUAA